GUCAACGCCGACGAUGUCAUUGAACAGUCGAAAGACCAUCCACACAGGAAACAUUACACAGAUAGUUCUCGAAAAACUUAUCAUCAGUCGUGGAGUCGCGACGAAGAUGCUGCUGAGGUGCCGAAAUAUACACUGCCUACUAAUGGUAUUCCGUCGAGGUCUGCGUAUCAGCUCAUACACGACGAAAUGACCCUAGAUGGAAAUCCUACACUAAACUUGGCUUCUUUUGUGCACACAUGGAUGCCUCCGGAGGCAGAAAAGCUCAUAAUGGAGAACAUCAACAAGAAUGCCGUGGACCUAGACGAGUACCCUGCUACUCAGGUCAUUCACAGCCGGUGUAUUUCAAUGAUUGCUGACCUCUGGAAAGCACCGAAAGAUAGUAAAGUUAUCGGUACAGCUACUGCGGGGUCUUCUGAAGCCAUCAUGUUGGGUGGUCUUGCUAUGAAAAAGCGCUGGCAAGAGCUGCGCAAGGACGCAGGAAAAGAUUGUUCCCACCCCAACAUUGUCUUCGGAGCCAAUGCCCAAGUUGCUUUGGAAAAAUUUGCCAGGUAUUGGGAUGUAGAAACGCGCUUAGUACCUGUCAAGGCAGAGAGUGAUUUCAUCAUGGAUCCCAAGGAAGCUAUCAAAUAUGUCGACGAGAACACUAUCGGUGUAAUGAUUAUUCUAGGAAGUACCUAUACUGGGCACUUUGAGAACGUGCAAGAGAUGAGCGACUUGUUGGAUAAUUUACAGGCCAAAACUGGAUUAGAUGUUCCGAUCCAUGUUGACGGUGCAUCGGGGGGAUUCUUCGCACCGUUUGCCUAUCCGGACUACAAAUGGAGUUUCGAUAUUCCUCGAGUUCAUUCGAUCAAUACCUCUGGUCACAAAUUUGGCCUGGUUUACGCUGGCUUGGGGUGGAUUCUUUGGAGGGACGAGAGUUUCCUACAUAAAGACCUCAUUUUUGAGCUUCAUUACCUUGGAAGUACCGAGUACUCGUUCACUCUCAACUUUUCGAAGCCUGCUGCACCAAUUCUCUGCCAGAUGUUCAAUUUCCUCAACCUCGGUUUCGAAGGUUACAAGAGGAUCGCGAUAAAGGACUUGCGAAAUGCGAGAUUACUGAGUAGAGCCUUGGAUAGUACAUAUUUCACGGUUUUGAGCAAUAUCCAUAAGCCUGCUAAUCGUUCAGCAAGUAAACCUACGAAAGGUAUUGAUGAAGACGACCCAAACUUUUAUCAGAUAGGGUUGCCGGUGGUUACAUUCAGGCAAGUUUUUACCCUAAUCUUGCUAUCUGACGAAUUUAAAGCGACUUACCCUCACGUCAAGCAAGAAUGGAUUCCGAUGAUGCUCAAAGCUAAGGGCUGGAUUAUUCCAAACUACAAUGCACCCCUGGGAGAGGAAAAUGUUGAGCUUUUGCGAGUUGUCGUCCGGGAGACAUUGAGCGAGGAUUUAGUAGAGCGCCUCAUUGUUGAUAUCCUUGAGACUACCGAGUCCCUG
Serpula lacrymans var. lacrymans S7.9 is the source of this 1473-nucleotide messenger RNA. RefSeq lists its product as uncharacterized. Gene Ontology annotation, biological process: L-glutamate catabolic process. The record is from RefSeq and is a predicted model, not a curated record. NCBI's taxonomy places the organism in Eukaryota, Fungi, Basidiomycota, Agaricomycetes, Boletales, Serpulaceae. Gene Ontology annotation, cellular component: cytosol. The annotation marks the transcript as partial. Gene Ontology annotation, molecular function: pyridoxal phosphate binding; glutamate decarboxylase activity. The transcript is spliced from 10 exons.